Molecule: messenger RNA, 2919 nt
Organism: Mycena indigotica
Lineage: Eukaryota; Fungi; Basidiomycota; Agaricomycetes; Agaricales; Mycenaceae
Exons: 4
Coding region: 1-405 (134 amino acids)
Source: RefSeq, a predicted model, not a curated record
AUGUCAGUCUCGUCUCGGGCCUCGAGCAUCAUCUCGAGGACCGCUGCUUCUCUCAAAAAAGUCGCCAAAACUGUUCAGCGGAAGGCUAAGGUGAUCGUACAAUCGAAGUCGAGCGGCAGCAAGAAUGGUUCCAAAGCUCCUCAUAACACCGAUGUGGGUAAAGAUUCAGGCAACAACGAGCCUAACACCAGCAAAUGGUCCUCCGGUUAUUAUCAAUUCUACCACCCAAAUCCGAAGGUGCUGGAGGACAAAGACGGACGUCAAUAUCAGGAGUUUCGCUGUGCUGCAAAGCCCAGAUGCAAGAGCAAAGGUGCAUUUCAAAGGAAUCAAGCGCUACCAGACGCGCGAAGAUGGCCAGCCGUCCAAAGACCGCUCAUCGACUUCGAAUUUGAAGAGGCAUGCUGAGAAGUGCUGGGGGGUGGACUUGGUGCGGGAGCGGGUCGAGGGAGUGAAGCAGAAGGGGCCGCGAGACGGGGACAUAUUUGCAGCUUGGGCUGGAGCUUCACAACGCCCAGUCAAAGUCUCGCAUCGGAUGCACACCGAGCCUGAGUUUCGGUGCGGGCAUUUUGCUUGAUUGAUUCUCAAUUUCUCAUCCUAUGCUUGCGCAGCUGCCAUGUCGUUCGCUGGUUGGCCGAAGCGUCUCGCUCGUUCAGGACUAUCGAAGAUCGCGAGUUGAAAGAGAUUCUCUCGGCCGGACGUCCUGAAUUCAGCCCACCAAGCCGUUUUACGGUUGCUCGUGAUCUACAGGCUGCUUUCGAACGCUGCUCAGCUCACAUCAAGAAUCUUCUGGAGGUUUGUCUUAUUUCGUCCUCAAAUGCGAGCUUAUACUUCUCCAGAACUAUCCUGGUCGCCUCAGCUUUGCUACCGACGCGUGGACAUCACCCAACCACCGUGCAUUUGUUGCAUGGACGGUACAUCUUCAGCACGAAGGCCAUCCACUGGUCUUUCUCUUGGACAUCUACGAGGUCCCAAAGGUGUGUGCAUGUGUCUGUGCUUCCUUUACAAUGCUGACUAUCCGGUGUAGUCUCACAGUGGCGAAACGCUCGCCGCUGAAUUCAACGAAAUGUUACACCGAUUCAACCUUCAAGCUAAGGUGUGUAUAAUCCUUCUCAGCGAUGAGUAAACACUGAUAUCUUCAGAUCCUCGCUUGGGCGGGUGACAACGCAACCUCGAACGACACGCAGAACACCGCACUCGCCGAAAACGUGAACAAUGUAUUCGAUGCAGCCAACCGCGUUCGUUGUUUCAACCAUACGCUCAAUCUUGCUGCGAAGGCCUUUCUUCGACCUUUUCAACCGCCCGAGAAGAAGAAGCGGAAAGAUGGAGAGGAAGACAAGGGUGAGGAUGGCGAUGGCGAUGGCGAUGAGGCACCAGAGUUGGAACUGGAGGAUGACGAGACAGAUUCGCUAUCUGACUUGGCCGAGGUCGACGAUGGUGAGCUCCUCGAUCCUCCUUGACCAAGCUAACACUGCUAUAGACGGGCUUGACGAUAGUGAAAACGAACCAGACGUGUUCGACACUCUAUCACCGGAAGAGCAGGAGGAAUACAAGGUGGCUACAAAGGAGAUUCGAACGCUUAUAAGCAGGGUGUGUCCAUUGUCAUAAUCCUCUCCACCCAUACUGAAUGCGGCCUAGAUUCGCAAGCUUGCCUUCGCUAUUAUCAACUCAACCACGAUCGCUUUACCUGCCUGGAGGAACGAAUGCAACAAGCACAAUGUUCGCGUCCGCCUCAUCCCCCGCGACGUGCGCACACGAUGGAACUCCACCUAUGAUAUGCUGUUAUUCGUCAUCAAGUACAAGUCGGUCAUUAAUGACAUUACGGCCAAUCGAAACCUCAGCCUACGCCAAUACGAUGUUACAGAUGACGAGUGGAAGAUCCUGGACGAGAUGGCAUAUGUCCUCAAGGUAAAUAUCAUGUUCUAUCCACGCUGCUUCGCUGACAUUACCUAGACGUUCAAAGAUGCAACAAUCCUCUUCUCGUCCGACAGGAAGAGCCACAUUGCCGAUGUCAUUCCCACCAUGGACAAGAUCGACGACCUCAUCACAACGACCGUUCUCCCAUCGCGCUCAGCCACUGCCGCCCGUUCGCAAAUGGUCGUCCGCUUGCCAAUCCGCAAAGCGCUCCAUCUUGCCAAAGCAACCCUCAACAAGUAUUACUCGCAUACUGACGCGUCAAACGUCUAUCGCAUCGCAAUGAGUACGCACUCUGUCUGUUCCCAUCUAUCUGUAGCUGAUUUCCAUUAGUCCUUCAUCCACAAUUGAAGCUGCAUUACUUCAAGUCUCGAAAGUGGGAGCAGUCGUGGAUCGAUACAGCACAGGAGCUGGCUGAGGAGGAGUUUCGGAGCUAUGAGAGGGCCGAGAGGGAGAGGGACACGGACAUUGAGAUACUGGGUGGCGACGACACACUAAGCAGUGAUGCGGUACGUCUUUCGUUCUCAUUGAUCUACAGUAACCUACUUUUGCUUCCAGGCGAGCAUGUCUUCGAGCGCAGCUGCGAUGGAAGAGGUGGAGGAAGAGUUUCUGAAUUACAACUUCGGGACAGACGAGGACAAGAGCGAGUUGGACUUGUACCUUGCUCAGGCGCCAGACCCCAAGGCUGGUGAUCCGAUGGUCUGGUGGUGGGAGCGCCGCCACAUCUGGCCUGUCCUCUCCAAGAUGGCGCUGGAUUAUCUAAGUAUACCUGGUGCGUUGUUAUAUCAUCUUUUAACAAUUUCUGAUCUUUUUUCCAGCCACGUCGACAGCCGUCGAGCGUGUCUUCUCCCAAGGUCGACACUUACUUGUAUAUACACGCAAUCGGCUGACAGGCGCUUCUAUUCGGAAGUGCCUCUGCUUCGGGAGCUGGAGCCGCAACGACAUCGUCCGCAAUCAAGAUAUCAUCGACGCCAUCAAGGUCAAUAUGGGACAACGGGCAAAUAUUAG